CUCGCGCAGCCCGCUUUGGCCGCAUUCAUGCAGCCAGGCUCUGCCAGUGCAUCCUGAAGAUCGCAUACACCCACUGAUCAAGAUCAGCUGCAGUGCCGCAUCGAUUGCAUCGAUUAGUGCACCUGCUUGCCUGUACCCACUGAGUCCGCGUGCCGCCGCGCGCAGCAGUGCGAUUCAUGGAGCGAGGCAGCAGCCGAGGACGCAGCAGAGGCAGAGGCCCACGAGGCCGCAGCAGAGGCAGAGGCAGAAGCAGAGGCCGAGGCCGAGGCCGUGGCCGCGAGUCCGACAUACGUGCAGCCCUCACCGCCUUCGCACAGCGGCUCCCGCCGCCGCCCGGGCCGAGCCUGCUGGAGCGCGUCGACGACGACACCGCAAGAUUUCCCACGUCGCUCUCGGCGCGGGACCGCAGCGCGGCGCACGGCGCCUGUGGAGACCUAGGCCUGCACCACUGGAGCGAGGACGUGCGCGACGGCGGCCGGCGGUGCGUCGCGUCGCGACAACGGCGGCCGGACCCGCACGGUUCGCGGGCCGCGAGCGAGGUAGCAGCGCUGGCGUCAUCGCGCCUCACGCGGCCGCAAGCCGCGUGGCCGGCGCCGCGGAACGAUCUGAGGCGCGUCGCCGACGACGCGUGGGAGCGAUUCGACGGGAGCACGUGGGCGCCGUGCGCCCGGACCGGCGCCUUCGAGCACGCGGCCGCGAACACGGCGCUCGUCGCGGCCGGGCCGCCGCGCCCCGCGCCGGUGGUGCGACCACCCCAGGUCCCGGUCGAGGUCGUCGAUUCGCCGGACGCGCUCCGGGCCAUGGCCGCGGAGCUCGCCCGGUCGAAAACGCCGAUCGCCAUCGACGUGGAAGCCCACGCGGAGUUUUCGUUCGAGGGCUUCGCGUGCCUGCUGCAGGUCUCGACGCACAGCAAAGACUACGUCGUCGACUGCCUCAAAUUGAGAGAAGAGGUCGGGCCGGCGCUGCGCGCGGUAUUUGCCGACCCGGCGGUCCGGAAGGUCUUCCACUCGUGCGAGGGCGUGGACAUCCCGCGCCUGGACCGCGACUUCGGGAUCCGCGUGGUGAAUUGCGCGGACACGCAGAUCGCCGCCGCGGCGCUGGAGCUGCCCCUCGGCCUCGUCGACCUCCUGGGGGCCUGCGGCGUCGUGGACGGCGCCUGGGCCGCGCGCGCGGCGAUUCUCAAAAAGCGGUUCCAGAACUGCGACUGGCGGAGGCGUCCGCUCUCGUCGGACCAGGUUGACUAUGCGCGCGGCGACGCGACGCAUCUGCUCGCGCUGGACGCGGCGCUGUGGACUCGGUUAGCGGACUCGGGGCUCGAGCGGGCCGCGUUCGCCGACUCGCAGGCGGCCCCUCAGCGCGCUCUGUGGCGGCCGCCGCGCGCCUCGUUCCUCGCGGCCGAGCGGGACAAGCGCCUCCCGCGCGACGACACGCAAGCAAGACGCUUCGUCGAUUUGUACGCCUGGCGCGACGCCGCCGCGCGCCGCGUCGACGAGUCGCCGCACGCGGUCUGCCCCGCGGCGGCGCUCGUCGAGUUUGCAAAGCGCGCACCGCGUGACGCGGACGCCCUCGGGAUCGCCUUCGAGCCGCUGCCCCCGUACGUUGCCUGCGACGCCUUCGGCCUGCGCAGCGACCUGCUCGCGCGUAUUGGGUUGUGGAGUUAGAUUGUUGUUUAACACA
This is a messenger RNA of Pelagomonas calceolata, 1677 nucleotides long. The record is from the annotation of a GenBank genome assembly. Lineage: Eukaryota; Pelagophyceae; Pelagomonadales; Pelagomonadaceae.